Messenger RNA from Exophiala mesophila, 1289 nucleotides. RefSeq lists its product as uncharacterized. Gene Ontology annotation, cellular component: mitochondrial outer membrane. The record is from RefSeq and is a predicted model, not a curated record. The transcript has 2 exons. NCBI's taxonomy places the organism in Eukaryota, Fungi, Ascomycota, Eurotiomycetes, Chaetothyriales, Herpotrichiellaceae. Bases 182 to 523 code for a protein of 113 amino acids. Gene Ontology annotation, biological process: protein insertion into mitochondrial outer membrane; mitochondrial outer membrane translocase complex assembly.
GACAGCAUCUGGAAUAUCAUCUGCUACACUCCCCAUACCCUCGUCUCUCUCCUCGCUCAAUGAAUCAAGCUCACAUCAAUCUGCGGUAACACUAUCCGCGCGCAAGGACUGCGCCACAACGAACUCAUUGGUGUCUCGAUCCAUCUUGAACCACAACCCAUCUCCAUCCACUCCACCCAUCAUGUCCGACUUAGAUGCCUCAGCCUCCUUUAUAAACCCUCCGUCGACCAUUGACGAAAACGAUAUCGAUUCCCUACCUUCAGAACCGGAUUCAGACGAGGUUACAAUCAGUGAAGAUGACUAUGAGUCAGAUGCGGAACGAGAGUGGAAGGAAAGCCUGCAACAGUUGGAGCUCUUAUUAACCAUGGUCAUCGUGCCAUAUAUGGGAAAGUACUUUGGAAGGAAGUUUGCAUAUUGGGGCUGGAAACAAUACAUGGAAUGGAAUUACCCCGUCAAGGUCGAAUUUACAAACAAGGCUGCCUUCAGAGGUGUUGGGGCCAUUGAAGCUGCUGCAUCGUUAUAGUUGGUCAUCCGUGGAUGUGUGUCGUCGCAUCCAAGGAUCUGUUCCCAAAGACGAGCUCUACAAUCGAUCGAUAUAUACAUCUCAUGACAAAAAGCUACGACUCAAAGAGGUGGAACUUCUUAAACGGCUCUCCAAGCACUUUUCCCGACACAUCAAACCUGACGCCCUCCUGCGUCAGCAAUUCGAUCUUCUUAUUGGCAUGCUUCCCAUCCUUACCCCAGUCGCCUCCAAAACCGCCGAUCGAUCCGUUGGCUGCGAGUACGCGAUGACAGGGAACAUCAGGAGCGAAUGGAUUGUUGCGCAUACCACUGCCAACAGCUCGUGCAGAAGAGUCCAGAAAGUCGGACAGGGCGGCAUAGGUGGUGUAGCGGCCGCGGGGAACCGACAGAAGAGCUGUGUAUAAUCUCUUCCGAUACGGUGUGAGGGAAGCAUGGGAUUGAAUGCGAGAGAGCGUCGCUUUGAGUGUGGCCAUGUCCCCAGACGGAUGCUUGGGCUCUAUUGGUGCUUGUGGACGACUGGCAUCGAGAUUGAAGGUCAAUGUGGACUGCCGUUUGCCAGAUUUGGGCAUUUUGGUCUUCCUCCCCGAGUCAUCAUCGUCUCCCCCACGGUCGAGCAUACGCUUAUUCGCAUACUUGGUCUGAUUCUUUCCUCGGCAUUGCAAGCUCUUCUCGUCAAGUUGACAUAGAUCUACUUUGCCAGUCUGGAUAUCCUCACCCAAUGAAAUGGCAUCACGUAGUUGUUCUCGACUCAUAUUUUUCACUGCUGG